Molecule: messenger RNA, 1012 nt
Organism: Drosophila willistoni
Lineage: Eukaryota; Metazoa; Arthropoda; Insecta; Diptera; Drosophilidae
Gene: Ttc1
Product: tetratricopeptide repeat protein 1
Exons: 2
Coding region: 68-901 (277 amino acids)
Molecular function (GO): protein binding
Source: RefSeq, a predicted model, not a curated record
UUUGAGGUAAACACAAAGAAAUUUCGAGCACACUUUUGUUAAAAAUUUAAAUUAGGCUCGGAUAAGGAUGGCAGACAAAGCCCACAGUGACGAAGAAUUCCACGAUGCUCUCAGUGAGCCUACCACAGAGUCAGAGAGCAUAAAAUCAAGACAAACGCCAAGCGAAGAGGAGCUUGACGAGAUUGUUGAAAAGCACAGUUCGCUGCGGUUAGAUGAUGAUGCAGAUGGUGAUUCACAGGAGCAGGAAAAUGAGAAAGACACUAAUGAUGAUGUUGCUCCAAAGGCAGAUGAACCAGAUGCCGAACUGGACAUUGAACAGUUGCGUGAACUGGAGAAGGAACUUAGCCCUGAACAACUUGCCGCCAACAAAGAGAAGGCAGAUAAACUAAAACUCGAGGGCAAUGAAAUGUUUAAAAAUGAUGAUCCGCAGCGGGCAAUUGAAAUUUAUACAGAAGCUUUAAACAUCUGCCCUUCAGAUGGCAUUAAGGAGCGUGCCAUUCUUUUUGGCAAUAGAGCGGCGUCCAAAAUAAAGCUUGAGGCAUACAAAUCGGCAAUUGAUGAUUGCACAAAGGCCAUUGACUUGUGGCCAGAGUAUGUGAGAGCUUUAUUAAGGCGAGCCAAAUUGUACGAGAAGGAGGAUAAGCCAGACGAGGCACUGGCGGAUUAUAAACGUGUAUAUGAACUGGAUCCUGGCCAGCGUGAUGCACAAGAGGCUCAGAUUCGUCUUCCACCUAUAAUUAAUGAGCGGAACGAAAAAUUAAAAACCGAAAUGAUGUCUAGUCUGAAGGAUUUGGGCAAUAUGAUAUUGAAACCUUUCGGUUUAUCUACACAGAAUUUCCAAAUGCAACAGGAUCCCAGCACUGGUUCAUAUUCAAUUAAUUUUAAUCAAAAACCCAGCUAGCUUUAAACUUACGAAUAUUCUGUUAAUAAUGUGAAAGGGAAAUACAAGAAAUAUGAAAAUCCAUUUAACCGUUAACAAGGACACAAAUAAUAGAAAACAAGUCCUCCAGCA